Molecule: messenger RNA, 2981 nt
Organism: Daphnia pulicaria
Lineage: Eukaryota; Metazoa; Arthropoda; Branchiopoda; Diplostraca; Daphniidae
Product: segmentation protein Runt-like
Exons: 4
Coding region: 1238-2650 (470 amino acids)
Biological process (GO): regulation of DNA-templated transcription
Cellular component (GO): nucleus
Molecular function (GO): DNA-binding transcription factor activity, RNA polymerase II-specific; ATP binding; RNA polymerase II cis-regulatory region sequence-specific DNA binding
Source: RefSeq, a predicted model, not a curated record
CGCCAUCCAACCCAGUCCAGUCCUCCGGCUCUCGUUCGUACCUCCCUGUGUGCUGUGUCAACCACUUUGGCUUGUCGCUUGUGUGCUGUCAGCAGCUCGGCUGCAAGGACGCGUCGCAACAGCAGCAGCAAAAAUCUGUUUUUUCUUCAUCGUUCAACUUUAUUAACGGCGUUCGGAUUAAAUAAACAAAACGACCCCUAUAUAGUGCCCGUCUCAUUCGACCAUCAGUGAAACAGUUGACCCCCCAUCAUUUUCCCUAUUUUAUUACCAGAAGGUUUUAUUUGGACAGUUGACACAAGUGACCGAGUCUAUUUAUCUCAUUAGUGCCGGGCCUAAAAUAAAAUUAAAUUCGUCGGUCCGUCCCAUUUUGAUAUUGCGCUGGACGCCAGCAUCCCCUCACCGUUAUUUGUUCUUCUUUUCUUGUGGAGUUGAAGAGAGUGAAGUGAACUAGAGAGCACGACGGACCUUGAUAUCUUUUUUUUUGGUCAGUUGCGUCUGCCCAGCCAGCCUCUUUUCAGAAAGAAGAAAAAGAAGAAAAAAGAGAAGUUGCCUACCCACCCAGUUGUGAUUUCUUCAUCGAUCUGUGUGCUGCGUCGGAGUUUUUUACGACUAGACAUUUCGGGUGGGGAGAAAAAGAAGAAGAAGAGGGGAAGAGGGUUAUAUACUUCCUCCGUUUCGGUUCGAUAGAAAAGGAGUAUCUUCCGUCGAACAAGUCGAGUGGGCGACCACCACUACAUCUGGACCAGUGCCAACAACUUACCAAAAAAGAAAAAGGAAAAAAGAAGAAAAACCAGCAAAUAUAAUAGCCUGAAAACAAAACAAAAACUCAACCAACUAAUAAAGAAAAAAGAAGAAGUGAAAAACGACUUAAAAGCUCUACCAGGAAAUAGACGGAAAAAAGAAAAAAAAUAAUACAUAACACGAGUGAAAAAAAAUAUCCGCAGCGGCGACGAUAGAGUGUCACCGGAGAGAGCAGAGUUGCUCUGCUGCUGUGGCUAUUCGCAUUUGGAUUGGUCAAACUGUUAUUUUUUCCUCUCUUCUCUCUCUAGUGUGUUUGCACUGCUGCAUCCAUUCUCAUCCAUCUCCCCCCCCCCCCCCUUGAACUCGCCUCUAUCCCUCAUCUUCUCCCACCUCCUAACCCCCCUCCCUUUCCUCCUCCUCCUCCUCCUUUACUCCUUUUCUUAUAUAUUCGGUUAGCCAUUUGGUCGGGGCCCAUUCCGAUCGAUUCGGUCGCCGGAUGUCAACUAAAGUUCUGAUGCCGGAACGCUCGCAGCACCCGUCGUCGUCGUCGUCGUCGUCGGCAUUCGACACGAUGGUCGACCACCAAGGCGAGCUCAUCCAGACGGGCAGCCCUUACUUCCUCUGCACGGCCCUGCCGACGCACUGGCGAUCCAACAAAUCGCUGCCCGUCGCCUUCCGCGUCGUGGCCCUGGGCGAGAUCGCCGACGGAACGGUCGUCGUCAUCCGGGCCGGCAACGACGAGAACUACUGCUGCGAGCUGCGCAACCACACGGCCGUCAUGAAGAACCAAGUGGCCAAAUUCAGCGACCUCCGCUUUGUUGGCAGAUCGGGAAGAGGUAAAAGUUUCACGCUGUCAAUCAUCGUGAGCUCGUCGCCAGUUCAAGUGACCACUUACAACAAAGCCAUCAAAGUGACGGUGGACGGGCCACGAGAACCGCGCACCAAAUCACCUGGUCAUCCGUCACCAUUUGGACCCUUUUCUUUGCUUCAAGCGCCUUGGCUUGACCCGGCCUACUUCAACCUUUCCAACUUGACCCAGUUCGGUCAAUUUGGCACCAGCAUGGGCAACUUUGCCAAUCUACCCUGUCCGCCACCUUGGGAUCACCACCACAUGAGGAGAGUGACAGACCCUCUCGCACUCAUUAAAGGAGUGAGCAACCCGUCGUCGGUGGGCGAGAGACCCGAGUUGAGCUGGCCUUCCAACGCGCCAUCGAUUCCCAACGCGUCACAUCCGCCGCACGGUUUAGUGACUUCCUUGGCCGGCUAUCCGCCUCCAGGUUCCGGUCUGCCAACCCCUCCGCCAAAUCUCCUGCCCUCCCUCCCAGUUUCGGCGGGUGUCAACGGUCUCAACCCCAAUUUCAAUUUGAGUUUGAACAUCAAUCCGCGGCUGUUGGGCCAGGCCCACAUGGCCCAUCCGCUGACGUCUCUCAUCAACUCACUCCACGGCAUCAACAGCAAAUGCUCGCCGACAGCCCUGAGUGUGGCGCCCGUGACAGCCCAGCAGCCACAGCCGCAGCAGCAGCAGACGCAGCCGCCGCAGACUCAGCAACAGCAGCAGCAGCAGCACGAAAGCAUCAGCAGCAGUAACGGCAACCAUAAGAAUAACAAGCAUCAGCAACCGGAUUUGGAUCGGAAACCGGUGCUGCUGGUGGGCGCCGGACUGAAAGAGAAACUCGUCGAGCCGAUUUGUGUGGCCAAAUCGGCAUUCCACCAGGUGACUCCGGCAUUGACGUUAGAGGAAACCAGUAAAAGUGACUCGAGUUGCUCGCCGUCGUUGACGAAUAAUAGCCUCUCUCCAUCUAUUAACCCCGCCCAAACCAAGACGGACAAAAUCUCCAGCACAACAACACCAGUCUCAAUCACCACGGCCAUUGUCAAUCAGACCAAAACGGUUUGGAGACCUUACUAAAAACAAAACAAACAAGAACAUUUUCGAGAGAACAAAAAAAGAACAAAAAUAAUGAAAAGACAUUAUUAUUAGUAACAAUAAUAUGAACUGUAAAUUUGGUUUCAAAGCGAAUCUCAGUAAGAUGAAUCUCCAAUUCGAAAUUUUAUAUUGGCAAAUCAUAGCGCAAAAAAACCUUUUCUUCACUUUCGUGCGUAUCAGAUGACGUAAAUCUAAUUUGAAAUUUUUUUUUUGAAUCACCCCCAUUGCUAAUAAUUUCGACCACCAGCCCUUGUAAAAACAAAAUGUCUAACGCCAGCAGUACACAAAUAUAUUAGUAAUUUCUGCUUUUUUA